This is a messenger RNA of Pomacea canaliculata, 1761 nucleotides long. Its product is annotated as cytochrome P450 2B4-like. Lineage: Eukaryota; Metazoa; Mollusca; Gastropoda; Architaenioglossa; Ampullariidae. Gene Ontology annotation, molecular function: iron ion binding; heme binding; oxidoreductase activity, acting on paired donors, with incorporation or reduction of molecular oxygen, reduced flavin or flavoprotein as one donor, and incorporation of one atom of oxygen. Gene Ontology annotation, biological process: xenobiotic metabolic process. The record is from RefSeq and is a predicted model, not a curated record. Gene Ontology annotation, cellular component: intracellular membrane-bounded organelle; cytoplasm.
CUGGGGUAGGGAUGUUUGUGACACCCCCUUUCGAGAGUGUGAUAGAGUUUGAGAUAACAUUGAACAGUUGACAUUGGUAUCUCAGACGUCAACAGUCACCAUGUUGUCACUGGAAACAAUAUGCGGGAUUUAAAGUCACGUGGUAUGGGUGGUUCACACAGCGGUCACCUGUACUGUACUUUAGCGCGAGGUCUGCCUGUUGACAGCCAGCCUCUUUGUGAGGAUGGAUUUAAUAAAUUCCUCCAAAAGCGGAGUAUAUUACAGAUUGUCCUGACAGACAUCACGACUACAACACUUUUGGUUCUGCUGGACUUCUGCUUUCAGUGGUGUGAUGGUGACGCUGGUGCUGUUACUAUGGUGGUGGUCGACUCCGCGUCCUUCCGGCUUACCCCGGGGCCUGGAACAGCCCUCCCGCUGAUCGGUCAUCUGCACUUGCUAAGCAGAGAUCCCAGGGUGCAGUUCGCAGCAUGGCGGCGACAGUACGGCGACGUAUUCAGUCUCUACGUUGGCAACCGUCUGAUAGUGGUGCUAAGUGGCUACAGGGUCAUCAAGGACGCCCUGGUGACACAUGGCGACGUCUUCUCAGACCGGCCUCACAUGUUCCUCACGGAUGUAAUUGCGAAAAAUAGAGGUGUUGUCGGCACUUCAGGCCCCCAUUGGAAGGAGCAGCGGAAGGUGUCGUUGGAGAUUCUGCGUGAGAUGGGGAUGGGCAGGAACGUGUUGGCCGAGAAGAUCCAGGAGGAGGUCAGAGAGUAUGUCAAGGCAAUUGCCGCUCUUCAGGGUGCUGCCUUCGACCCCAAAACACUUACUUACACCAGUGUGUCCAACAACAUCUGCUCCAUCGUCUUCGGAGAACGCUUCGAAUAUAACGACCCGGUCUUCUGCCGGUACCUGGAUACCAUAAACCAGAACUUUAAGAACCUCGCCAGAACAACGGCUGUCAACUUCAUCCCUGUGCUCAAGUACCUGCCGGGAGACUUGUUUUGCCUGCAGCGCACCAUAAACAACGUGGCUUUCGUACAGAAUGAAUUUCUCUUCCCACAGCUGGACAGUCAUCGCAAACGCUAUGACGACAGCAACGACGAAGCCAGCGAUUUCGUGGAAGGAUACCUUCGAGAGAUGAAUAAAAUGAAGGGCAAAGACAGCACUCUAGAUGAUCCGAACCUGGUCAAAGUCAUGGGCGACCUGUUUGUAGCGGGGACCGAGACCACAGCCACUGUCAUCCGUUGGGCUCUCGUGUACUUCCUGCACUACCCGGAAGUUCAGGAAUUAUGUUUUCAGGAGAUCAAAGAGUCAUCGGUACGGAGCGAGCGCCGACCAUCCGCGACACCGGAACUGACGUACGUGGAGGCCACCAUCAUGGAGGUCUUAAGGCACGCUGACAUCGCGCCGUUUGCCCUUCAUCACGGACUGGCCUGUGACACGAUGUUCAUGGGAUACACGCUGCCAAAGGAUACCAUUAUCAUUCCAUUCAUCGAUUCCGUCCUCCAAGACCCUGACAUCUGGGAUAACCCGCUAGACUUCCGGCCAGAAAGAUUCAUUGGCCCUUACGGAAAACUGGUCAAAAAGGAGGAGUUUAUACCUUUCAGCUUGGGACGUCGUGUUUGUCUUGGUGAGGCCAUGGCUCGGACAGAACUCUUCCUGUACCUGUCGACCAUGAUACAGCGCUUCCGCUUCCUGCCACCGGAAACAGGAGAACUGCCAUCUUUGGAGGGAAUCAUGAGCCUCAGUAAAAUACCAGGCAACUUCUUGCGCGCAUGA